This is a messenger RNA of Talpa occidentalis (Iberian mole), 2541 nucleotides long. It is a transcript of the gene ADAM32, whose product is annotated as ADAM metallopeptidase domain 32. Gene Ontology annotation, cellular component: plasma membrane. Gene Ontology annotation, molecular function: metalloendopeptidase activity. Gene Ontology annotation, biological process: cell adhesion; proteolysis; binding of sperm to zona pellucida. NCBI's taxonomy places the organism in Eukaryota, Metazoa, Chordata, Mammalia, Eulipotyphla, Talpidae. The transcript has 24 exons. Bases 97 to 2385 code for a protein of 762 amino acids. The record is from RefSeq and is a predicted model, not a curated record.
CCUGCCCGCUUCGCCUGACGGCUGGGAGGGCACGGCGGCUCGAACCCGCCCAACGGCUCUCGCCUCUCUGCCGGCUUGGAGCCGGGAAGCCACACCAUGUUCCCCUUCUUAAUGCUGCUUGCGGGGCUCGGUGGCUCGCUAACGUCAAGACUUGGUUUUCAAAAUUCAUUUCUACAAAUCAUAGUUCCAGAGAAAAUUCAAGCAAAUACAAGUAAUUCAAAAAUAGAAAAUGAACAGAUAUCCUAUAUUAUUCCAAUAGAUGAGAAACCAUAUAUUGUGCACCUUAAGCAAAGAUUAUUUUUAGCAGAAAACUUCAUGGUUUAUUUGUAUAAUCGAGGAUCUUUGACUUCUCAUCAUUCAGAUACCCAGACUCAGUGCUAUUACCAAGGAUAUAUUGAAGAACAUCCAAAUUCUGUUGUCACACUCAGCACAUGCUCUGGACUGAGAGGAAUACUACAAUUUGAAAAUGUUUCAUAUGUAAUCGAGCCUCUGGAAUCUGAAGUUGAAUUUCAGCAUCUUCUUUAUAAAUUAAGGAAUGAAAACAAUGAUUCUACAAUUCUUACUGCAAAUAACAAAGGUAUAAAACAAAAUCCAAUGGACUAUAACAUUUUUAUAAGUGGAAAGGCAGAACCAGCUGUUUCAGAUUUAAUUCCACUUUAUCUAGAAAUGCAUAUUGUGGUGGACAAAAUUUUGUAUGAUUUCUUGGGCUCUGAUGGCAUGAUUGUAACAAGUAAAGUCACUGAAAUUAUUGGCCUUGUAAAUUCGAUGUUUGCCCAAUUUAAAGUUACUAUUGUGCUGUCGUCACUGGAGUUUUGGUCAGAUAAAAAUAAGAUUUCUACAGCUGGAGAGGCAGAUGAAGUAUUAUAUGCAUUUUUAGAAUGGAAACAGUCCUAUCUUACCCUAAGGCCUCAUGAUAUUGCUUAUCUAUUCAUCUAUAGGGAUUAUCCAGAGUAUGUGGGAGCAACGUUUCCUGGAAAGAUGUGUGUUAUCCAGCAUUCUGCAGGAAUUGUUUUGUAUACCAAGAGGAUAACUUUAGAGGCAUUUUCAGUUAUUGUCACUCAGAUGCUGGGACUCAGUCUUGGACUAUCAUAUGAUGAUCCAAAGCAAUGUCAAUGUCCAGGAGUCAUUUGUGUAAUGAAUCCAGAAGCUAUGCAAUUCAGUGGUGUGAAGAUGUUUAGCAGUUGCAGUUUGAAUGACUUUGAAAAUUUUAUUUCAAAUAUGGGUGCCAAAUGUCUGCAGAAUAAGCCACAAAUGCAACGUGCUCCGAAGCAAGUCUGUGGCAAUGGCAGAGUGGAGGGAACAGAAAGCUGCGACUGUGGUAAUUUUACACAAUGUGCAGGUAAUAUCUGUUGUGACCCUCGGACUUGUAAGCUGAAACCUGGAGCAGAAUGUGAUGGAGGACUGUGCUGCAAGAAAGACUGUAAAUUUCAAAGUUCAGGAUUUGAAUGUAGGCCCACAGCGCAUCCUGAAUGUGAUAUUACUGAAUAUUGUAAUGGAAGCUCAGGCAACUGUCAGCCUGAUAUAACUGUACAUAAUGGACAUUUGUGCAAAAAAGGAAAAUUCAUGUGUUAUGAUGGAGAGUGCCAUGAUCUUGAUGCACGUUGUGAGGCCAUAUUUGGAAAAGGUUCAAAAAAUGCUCCAUUUUCUUGCUAUGAAGAAAUACAUUCUCAAAAUGAUAGAUUUGGGAACUGUGGUCGUAAAGUAGCCGGAUAUGAAAUGUGUUCUUGGAGGAAUCUUAUGUGUGGAAAAUUAGUUUGUACCUACCCUACUCGAAUUCCUUUCCAGAAGGAAAAUAUUUCUGUGAUUUAUGCUUAUAUACGAGAUACUGUAUGUGUAACUAUAGACUACAGAGUGCCUGACCGAAUUAAUGAUCCAAUGAUAGUCCGAUCUGGUUCUAUUUGUGAUACUGGGAGGGUUUGUGUGCUUACUCAGUGUGUAGAAGCACGGUGGCUUGAGUAUAAAGAGAGAGAGUGUACAAAAAAGUGCAGUGGAAAUGGAGUGUGCAAUUCCAAAGAAGAAUGUCAUUGUUUUCCUGGCUUCGAACCUCCCAAUUGUGUAGCACGCAGCAGAGUAUCUUCUGAAUUGCCUGGAAAGCAUGGUUUAAUCAUGGAAAGAACUUUUGGGAAUAACCCAUGGCUUCUAAUUGUUUCCACUGUUUUACCUGUCCUCAUCAUAGCAAUCAUAAUAGCUGUCUCAUGGAAUAGUCUGAAAAAGUGGUUCACCAAGGAAGAGGAAUCCAUAAGUAGCAAAUCAGAAAGCAGCAGUCACACAUAUACCAGCAGGUCCAGAUCAGAAAGCAGCUACCAAACAGAUAUUACCAGAUCCAGGUCAGAAUUUAGUACUCACAUGGACAUCAGCAGAUCCAAAUCACAGGAGAGCACUUAGACACCUGAUAGCAGUAACCAGUAAUUCUUUCAGAAGGCAAAGGAUAUUACUGAGAAGUGAAAAUAUCACAGAGAAGUGAAAAUACUGCCUUUGCUCCCCUGGUCAUAACUGAAGGAAACAAUAAACCAAAUGUGGACCGAUUUGCAGGCUUGCAUC